GUUUUUCCAGCUGCUCUGAAAAGCCACGCUACUCGCCGGAUACGAUGUCCUGCCCAGGGGUUAGUGGUCCCCCCCAGCCAUCUGAGAGGACCCAGUGCUGCUGAAAUGAAAUGCUUAGAGAAGCAUGAGAUGCAAGGCUUUUCCUGAUGUUUUGCCUCAGCUGGUGUGGAUAGCGAAUUGCCACAGCUCAGCGCUGCGCUGCUUUGCACCACUGCAACUUUCUUCAGAGCACACUGUCGGUGAAACCCUCCGAUUCCCCUCUGCUCGCAAGCUGGGGCGAAGCCUGGAAUGAUUUGCCGGCUGGAAGGAUGUUGACUCUAGAGUGGGAGUCGGAGGGACUGCAAACAGUGGGUAUUGUUGUGAUUAUAUUUGCAUCUCUGAAGCUGCUUCAUUUGCUGGGACUGAUUGAUUUUUCAGAAGGUUUCCUCUACGCUCAGAACAGUACCAAACGCAGCAUUAAAGAGCGACUUAUGAAGCUCUUACCCUGCUCGGCUGCCAAAACGACAUCUCCUGUUACUCAAAACACUGUAGAAGAUGAAAUGGAAAUGGCCACAGUACGACAUAGACCUGAAGCUCUGGAACUGCUGGAAGCACAGAGUAAAUUCACAAAGAAGGAACUUCAGAUCUUAUAUAGAGGUUUCAAGAAUGAAUGCCCCAGCGGAGUUGUCAAUGAAGAUACCUUCAAAGAAAUUUACUCUCAGUUCUUUCCACAGGGAGAUUCCACAACUUAUGCACAUUUUCUGUUUAAUGCAUUUGACACUGAUCAUAACGGAUCGGUAAGUUUUGAGGAUUUUGUUAAGGGUCUCUCAAUUCUACUCCGAGGGACUGUGCAGGAGAAACUGAACUGGGCUUUCAAUUUGUAUGAUAUAAAUAAGGAUGGAUAUAUAACUAAAGAGGAAAUGCUUGAUAUCAUGAAAGCAAUAUAUGAUAUGAUGGGGAAAUGCACUUAUCCUGUUCUCAAGGAGGACGCACCUAGACAACAUGUGGAAACGUUUUUCCAGAAAAUGGACAAAAACAAAGAUGGAGUAGUUACCAUAGAUGAGUUCAUUGAGAGCUGCCAAAAAGAUGAGAAUAUAAUGCGCUCCAUGCAGCUCUUUGAAAAUGUGAUUUAAUGAAGAUGUUAUUAGCUCAGCAACUAAUGGACAAAUAAGAGCUAUUCUGCAACAUUACCUAAAAGACGGAUUUCCCAUAUUUAUCAUAAAUAAAACUACUCAGCUUUACACUGAGAUAUGUAUUAUGCAAAUAAGCCUUUCUUCAUUAUUAAUCCCCCAAUUUUCCAAUUGUUAUCUAAUUUAUUACUUCAACAGAUCUUAGGUAAAGAUAAUUGUUAAAAUAAAGUCAGCUUUCUACUCCAAAGCCAGACAAAAUAGGACCAGGCAUAUACAGCUUUAUUAUCAUUCUAACACCUAGAUAAAAUAGAUAUCACCACAAGGAGAUUAAAAGUUGCUAGUUUUGCUACUCAUUUAUACUGGAUUCAGCUUCAGCUAUUUGGCUGUAUUUCUUAAUUGUUAGCUUCUAAUUUAUACAGAGGCAUUACCAUGUAUUUUCUUUUCACAUUUCUAGGGCGUAGUUCUCAUUCUUUUUUGAAUAAUACUUUUGAGUUAAAGUGCUAUAAUCAAUGUGCAAUGCACAUCUUCCUGCAAUGGCCUUCCACCUUUGACUUGCUUCUCUCCUCUUAAAAAAAAAGCAGAACAAAUUAUGAGAGGAACAACCAUUUUAUAACAAAAAAAGAAACAGAGGUAGAUUUACUGCUAGUAAGCUUCAAUCAUUCAGAAAAGCUAAUAAAUCUGCAUUCAAUUUUUUAUGACAUUUAUAUCAGGAGUCUGAUAUACUGUAUUUCUAAUUCUUGUUGGAUGUGUCAUUUCCCUGCUUAAAAUCAAGGAUGUUCUGAGUUGACCCUUCUCCUGAAGAAAACUUUAGUUUUAGAUCUUAGUAGUGUUUUCAUAAGUAUGUGUCUUACUGCCUUGAAAAAGUUCUUUUUCUGCUUUAGAAAGUUCUUUUGAAGCUUCCA
Nothoprocta perdicaria is the source of this 2011-nucleotide messenger RNA. It is a transcript of the gene KCNIP4, whose product is annotated as potassium voltage-gated channel interacting protein 4. The transcript has 9 exons. Gene Ontology annotation, cellular component: voltage-gated potassium channel complex. Gene Ontology annotation, biological process: regulation of potassium ion transmembrane transport. The record is from RefSeq and is a predicted model, not a curated record. Gene Ontology annotation, molecular function: potassium channel regulator activity; calcium ion binding. NCBI's taxonomy places the organism in Eukaryota, Metazoa, Chordata, Aves, Tinamiformes, Tinamidae. The coding region runs from base 309 to 1112 and encodes 267 amino acids.